AUGCAGGAGUUGGCUUUAUCUAUUGCUGAUCCUUGGAUGUUGAUAGGAGACUUUAAUGAGAUUCUUUCUCAUCAUGAGAGAAUAGGUAAAAAGGUUACUGCCAAACUCUCUAUCAGCUUUCAAGAGUGCUUAUCAUUAUGUUAUUUGGAGGAUUUAAAGUUCUCAGGGUGUUUCUAUACUUGGAACAAUAAACAAAAGGCAGAGGAGAAGAUUUAUUCAAAGAUUGACCGUGUUGUGGUUAAUUCACAAUGGAUAGAUUAUUUUCCAAAGUCUGAAGCUGUUUUUCUUCCGGAAGGACUCUUUGAUCAUAGUCCAAUCCUUGUUCACUUCUAUUUGGAGUUUGCAAUGGAGAAGAAGCCAUUUAGAUACUUUCGGAUGUGGAAAGAAGCUCCCUCUUAUGCAGUCAAAAUUCACACCAGUUGGAAUAUUCCAGUUGUGGGUACUGAAAUGUUUCAAGUGGUUUCUAAACUGAAAAGGUUGAAACAGGUAUUAUUGGGUAUUAACAGAGAAGGUUUUUCAGAUAUACAACAGGCAUAA
Molecule: messenger RNA, 537 nt
Organism: Humulus lupulus (European hop)
Lineage: Eukaryota; Viridiplantae; Streptophyta; Magnoliopsida; Rosales; Cannabaceae
Exons: 1
Coding region: 1-537 (178 amino acids)
Source: RefSeq, a predicted model, not a curated record